Molecule: messenger RNA, 7128 nt
Organism: Myotis myotis
Lineage: Eukaryota; Metazoa; Chordata; Mammalia; Chiroptera; Vespertilionidae
Gene: PHACTR2
Product: phosphatase and actin regulator 2
Exons: 13
Coding region: 135-2234 (699 amino acids)
Biological process (GO): actin cytoskeleton organization
Molecular function (GO): actin binding
Source: RefSeq, a predicted model, not a curated record
UCCCGCCCAGCUGCUCGGCGCCCGGCGUCCAGCCUCCCGGCCCCUCGCACUGCCUGGGGGGCGCGGCGCGGCCGGCAGCACCGCCCUCGGCGCCAGCCCCACCCCGCGCUCCGGGCCGGCCACCGGAGGACCCGAUGGCCGAGGCGGGCCGGAGCCCCGCGGAGCCCCCGGGGGAGCCGGUUGGGCAGGUGGCGGCCAAAGCCUCUGAGUCCGAGGCGUCCGCCCCGCCGCGGGCCCUACGCCGGCUGCCCGGGGACCCGAGCCCCCGUGGCCGCUCCCAGAGCGACCUGUCGUCUUGCUCCAGCAGGGGCCGCCCCCUCCGGGUGCACAUCUCCGGCUCAGUUGACGGACUGGACAAAGCUUCCAUAGCCAACUCAGAUGGCCCCGCAGCAGGCUCCCAAACGCCUCCCUUCAAGAGGAAAGGGAAACUCUCCACCAUCGGUAAAAUCUUUAAGCCUUGGAAAUGGAGGAAAAAGAAGACCAGUGACAAAUUUAGAGAAACCUCAGCAGUAUUAGAAAGGAAGAUAUCCACAAGACAAAGUAGAGAGGAGCUGAUAAGAAGGGGAGUUCUUAAGGAAUUGCCUGAUCAAGAUGGAGAUGUAACAGUUAACUUUGAAAAUUCAAACGGGCACAUGAUACCCAUCGGAGAGGAAUCUACCCGAGAGGAAAAUAUAGUAAAAUCUGAAGAAGGUAAUGGCUCUCUAGCUGGAAAAGCACCACCUCUGGAGGAAAAGGCAGAAGAGAAGAAAGAGAACACUGAAAACCACUCUGAAACACCGGCAGCUCCUGCUCCACCUCCUUCAACUCUUCCUAAGCCUAAACCCAAACCUAAGCCCCCCAAAACAACUGUGCCUCCAAAAGGGGCUGCUGCUGGGGCCAGCCCCAAGGGUGACGAAGUGCCUCCUAUUAAAAAAAAUACCAAGGCUUCUGGUAAACAGGCCCCCAUCCCUCCACCCAAGCCAACAAGCCGAAACACGACCCGAGAGGCUGCUGGUUCUUCUCAUUCCAAAAAGACUACGGGCUCCAAAGCAUCAGCGUCACCAUCUACUUCUUCUUCGUCUUUUCUCAAAACUUCAAAGGAGACAGUUUCUAGCAAAACUGGGACGGUGGGAACCACAAAGGGCAAGAAAAAAACUGGCAAGCGGCCCACGCCUCGGCCAUCCUCAGAUGCAACCACUGCUGGUACUUCCGACCUUAAAGGAAAGCCAUCGGAGGCCAAGGUGGAGAGUCUCAAAACUGAGCCAGCGGGCCCUGAGACCGAGGAGCUGAGCACAGGCAAACCCAAGUCUGCGGUCCCUCCACCGCCUGUGACCCCUCCCCCUCCUCCCCCGGACCCCCAUCUUGUUCUGGAGGAACAGUGCGUUUUUGCUGCAGACACUCCUAUUGUCCUGGUCAGCAAUGGAGAUGACGUGCCCGUCCCUACCUUAGACGCGAGUCAGCUUCUCUGGACUGAAGAGCCGACAAACACAACCACUGUCCACUCAGGCACUGGCUUCAGUGUUAGCAGAGAAAAUGCAAAAUGUUUCACAACCAAAGACGAGCUGGGAAAGGCAGCACCUCAGCUACUGGCUCCUGGGCUGAUGGGAGAAUCUUCCGAAUCCUUCAGUGCCCAGGAGGAUGAAAGCCAAAGGGAGUACCGGGCCACUGACUCGGACUCUGAUGGGCCGAUCUUGUACACUGACGAUGACGAUGAAGAGGAUGAAGAUGAGGACGGCAGUGGAGACAGUGCUUUGGCAAGUAAAAUCCGACGAAGGGAUACUCUUGCUAUCAAACUGGGCAACAGACCGUCCAAAAAAGAAUUAGAGGACAAGAACAUCUUGCAGCGGACAUCUGAAGAAGAGAGGCAGGAAAUUCGACAGCAAAUUGGAACCAAGCUAGUCAGGAGACUUAGCCAGAGGCCCACAACUGAAGAAUUAGAGCAAAGAAACAUCCUAAAACCAGAAAAGAAUGAAGAGGAAGAACAAGAAGCAAAAAUGGAACUUAAACGCAGACUCAGCAGAAAGCUCAGCCUGAGACCUACGGUGGCAGAGCUACAAGCUCGAAGGAUCCUGCGGUUUAACGAGUAUGUAGAAGUCACCGAUUCUCCCGACUACGAUCGCAGGGCAGACAAGCCCUGGGCCAGGUUGACACCUGCAGACAAGGCAGCAAUACGGAAAGAACUAAAUGAAUUUAAAAGCACAGAAAUGGAAGUGCACGAAGAGAGUCGGCAGUUUACAAGGUUUCAUCGUCCGUAAUGAGGUGCGAGACUCUUUGGAAACAUAGACUGAUCAUCUUUGGGGGCAGCCUCGCUUCCUAAACACCUGAUACUGCAUUGCACUGGGAUUUGACUGUGUGUGUUUCCAUUUAACUUGUGGUGAAGGAAGCAUGUGGAAAGUGCUCCCCACCUGUACAGCCCAGAUGUGGCCAACAAGCCAAGGGUCGGGUGUAGUGACCCUGCUGUCCAGCAUGGGCACUGAUGGUAAGGGACACAAUGGUUGCACCAGUUAUUCUUCAUCAGGGGUUUUAAUCAAAGAAGAUGAGCAGAAGACAAUCGCUGGCUCCCUGUUACCAGAAAGCCAAAUUUUAGAGUGCAGGUUAAAGGGGGUGAGCCGGGGAUGGAAUGUCUGGGCAUUGGUAAGGGGUGGGGGUUGAAAAACAGAAAGAAAGAGAAAAUUUCAUUAUGUUAAUGAAAAAAGAACAUUGAAACUUAAAUGUAUUUUUGAAGAAGGCUUUUGAUAGCUGAGAACUUAUUAAGGGCUUGGGGGUCUAGUCACCCCCUGUGGAUUCCUUAGACACCUGAUCCUAGAAGAAUAUUCUUUCACCCUUAUGUUGGUGCAGUAUAGUACCAUUAUUUUGUAUUGUGCCAGUGAAUCUAAUUGCCACAAAUAAGUCUGAGUGUUUUCAUGCAUCUUUUUCUUAAAUGCAAGAGGCUUUCAUGGACUUUAACAAGCAUGCUUACCCAAAUUCUGUUGCAUGCUUUAAGUAGCAUAGCUAUAUACACUUCACUUUUUUUUUUUAGACUCUUUACCUAAUGCACCAACCUCCUGCAAGGAAAACAGGACUGGGAAUAAAUUCAGAUGGGAUGUGACCCUAUUAGUCUGUAGCAAGCUUUAGAAAUAAAUCUGUUGGUCUUUCCCUAGCUUGAUUAUCUUCCAAGUUGAAACAACCAUGCUUGAUCUAAGGAAGAUAAUAUUGACAAUCACACCUUUUAAAAAAUCCUGAAUCCAAAAUUAAAACUUAAGCAAGAUGCAAGUGUUCUGCCCGCAGUUAGCUUUGAGUGGGACUGCAAAGGAAUACUUAAUUUCAGUGCUGCAUUAAGUUGAAUUGCUGCUAUUAAAAAGAUAAAGUACAUGGAUCAAAAAAAAAAAAACUCACCCAAAGAUAUAUAAGAACACGGAAAAUUUUUGCUAAGUUGAGAAUGAGGAGAAUCUUAUUUUGUGUUUUAUGUCUCUGCAGAUUGCAUCCAUAAAUAUAAUAUUGACUUUCAGUGCAAAAAAAAAAAAAAAAAAAUAGGUGACUUUAAAGUUAUGGAAGGUGUCCCUAUGAGCCUACAGUCAGUAUUGUUUACAUUAAUAAACCCUCUAUUUCAUCUUACUAUUUUCCAUGGAGUCACAGGCACAGCAUGGCUUCUGCUCUCAAACAUGUGACCACAUGUAAAUACUACCUUGCAUUUCAUUGUUUGUUCACAAUUGUUUUGGGCCCCCUUUUAUUAAAAACACAUGCUUUGUGUAAUAAGACAAGACCUAACUAGACUUAUUUUCUGAAAUGAUUCUGAUUCAUAAUAUGGAGGACUAUAAUUUUCGAUCUCAACCAAAAAGCAAACAUUCAUCUGGUGGAUAAAUUUGGAUCCUGCCAUUUAUUUAUAUUUGAUAUUUUAAAGAACUCCUUGAAAUGGGGGGUGAUUUUGCUUAAAAGUGAAAAAAAAAUUGGCCCCAUUUAGUCUAUUACAACAAACCAGGACCAUUUAUAACUGAAAAUUGACCAGCAUUGUUGCAACUCUUGCCACACUCAGCCACAUGCUGUUAGUGAAAUGGCGUAGGAUUUCUGCACUGGUGUCAUUUCAGUAAUAGGAUCAGAUAUAUUUUUGCUCUGAAAAAAUGUUUCUGCAUGCCAAGUGGGUUUCUCCGGCUGAGGUUGAGUCCAUUUCAUAGUGCUUACAUCCAGCUAUAGACAUGACCUAUGUUCGCAUUUUUUCCUGAAGUCAUUACAUUAUUUUAUUAUUAUUUUGUUGUCUUAGGAAAAAUACCAAGGAAUGUAAUGUUAUUUUAAUUUUCUAUACUUACGAUUUUUUAACAAAUCACGAGGCCUCACUUCCAUAAAAAUGGUAAACAUAAGACAUCACUGUUUUAUUACUCCUAUACAUGUCAAAGAAAGUCCCCACUUAAUUGAUAAAAGGCACAGUUUUUUCCCCUCUAGUGGUGCAUGAAAUGCAAUUUUUUAUUCCUACAAUGAGUGCAUCCAAACAAAAAUGAGAAUCUGGUGCCUCGAUCCAUUGUUUUUCUUGUAUGAUAGGUCAAAUUUAGGAACUACCCACACUUUUUCUUCAUACUGAUUUAUAUGCUUAGAGAAAAUUUUAAGAGACAAGCUUAAAAGUAAGUAAAUAAAUAAAUAAAUAAAUAAAAAUUAACUGUGGCUAGUCUGAAAUAUAAGGCUUGGAACCACCAGUUACUUCAUUAAUUGAUUCUUUAAAUAAAAAGCUGUGGAAAGAAACGAAGGGUUGUGAACUAAGCUGUAUUCUGCAGAAUAGGCUCUAUUUCCAUAGCUAAUUCUAAAAGGCGGAAACACUGCAUACCCACCCCAGCAGCCCAUCCAGAGGCCUUGUGCUUGGGAGCCCUGGAAGGAUGUGAAGGUGUGAACACCACCCCCACCAUUGCAAUACAAGUAUGCCUCUGCCUGAGCCUUUCUACAGUUUCAGCAUUUCUGCAAUCCAACCCAUACGCUGCAGUUCUGUGGAGAAAAUAAAUGUGUGUGUUAAUUGUAUUGUUGUUACACAGCUCCAGGUUAGGCUGAAGUGUGUGGGUUUUCCUGAGUCUCCAAGAUAUGAUUCAGGGAAAAAAACAAAUCCAUCUCCAGGAAGGUGCCAGGUAGGAAAGAACUAGACAGACUGUAAGUAGCCAUUUCCAUCGUUCCUAAAAUGGAGAAAGGAGCAUUAGCAUUAAGGGCUUAAAAAGAUGCCAUGGGCUUAGCAUCUUCAGGGUCAUUACCAAUCAGCCUCACAAAUGAGACCUCUGGUGAGCAGCAUUAAUUUAGGGCAGCCUGCCUGAUAGUUUCCUGUGUAUGUGAAAUGUCUUGCAUUUUUUAUCGUCAAUAUUGUUCACCCUUAUGUUAACACCUUAAAUUAUUUACAUUAAACCUAUAAUAUUCAGAGAACCAUUUUGGGUAUUUCAAUAACUUUUAAAUGGAGGAAAAGGCAAACUCACCUCUCUCUCUCUGAAAAACUGACUUUCUGGUUUUAUUUUUAUAUCCUUUAUUAGUACAAUGAUUUUUCACUUAUCUUUUUCUACUGUUAGUAAAUAUAUUCUGUAAGUAGAAAGUUCUGAGAUUUAAGUGAAGAUCUAUUUAAAGACAUAGAGGAAUUGCAUAUACCCUUCAAAUAUGAUCCAAUAUUGGAAAUGAGAGAUAAGUUCUUUAAACCCAUAAUUCGGGUUUUACACACUGCAGUUAAUUCAGUGCUACACUGGCACUUUAAAAAAAAUACAGUAACUUAUAGGAGAGAAAAAUCUGCUACACGCCUGUAAGUUCCACACUUUAACACAUAACAGCCAUUAUAUGUAUACUUAAUGGAGUCAGACAGACACAACUUUCAAAAAUUAUACUGUAUUCACAAUAGAAAAAGGAAGUCUUGUCUACCGCAUAGUUGUAUGCCCACAUUUAAACAGGGAAGGUUUCUUUUCUUCCUUUCUUGCUCAGAAUUUUCUUCAGUGUUAUUAUUUUGUAAGUGGUCCCAGCAGCACAUUUCACAGAGUGAGAAAUCUCUUUCAGAAUAGGUGAGAAAAAAAUCAAACUUGUACAAGACAUAUAAAUUUAUAUCAUUUCAUCAGUAUGGUAGUUCAUGCAUUCCUAAAUUCCAGUCAUGUUUUAAGCCUAACCUUACUAGUAAAAGUAUAUACUUUGAAACAAAAGUUAAUUUUUUCACAUCGUUAGAAUAUGCUGUGAACACUGAGAAACCACUUAGAUGCAGUUUCUUACCAAGUUGUCUCUUGGCCAUUAUUGAGUAUAUGCUCUCUACUGGUACUUAGGGGUGGGCUAUAUCAGUUCGUUUUAUUUUACUAAGCAGAAUGAACUUCUAGAACUAAAGUCCUAGAGGAGAAAAGUAAUCAUCAAAUUAAUAGGCCCAUCUUUCUGAGAGAAAGCACGUUUCCGGCUAGUUCAAACCCAAGUUUCAAAGAGUAGCAUGGGACUCUACUAUAAUUUGGCAGUGACCAAAGGGUGGCAGGGACAAAAGGCAGAAUACUCCCAAACCAUUCACCAUUCAUUCUCUCUCUCUCUCUCUCUCUCUCUCUCUCUCUCUCUCUCUCUCUCUCUCUCUCUCUCUCUCUCUCUGUCUCUCUCUCUCUCUCUCUCGCAUCAUUAUGCUUUAGCUCUGCAUGGAAAUGUGCACCGCCACUAGUAUUUCUAGAAAACAACAGAAACAUAGGCUACUUAAGCUUUUUCAAAGACAGGGCCAUCCCAAAUUAACAAAUCCCAUUGUAUAUGCUGUAAGAUUUCUAGGAGUAAAAAAAAAAAAAGGAGAAUACUAUGGCAUUUAUUCCCACUGAAAGCCAACUUAUAGGCAAGGGAGUCAUUUUUAGCUAUGCCAGGAUUUGCUGCACACACACACAGACAAGUCAUUUUGCUUGUUGCACUGCUAGCACAGCUGUACAUAUGAGCAAAGCACUGUGGAUCAGUGUUUCUCAGUGGGGAUGCUGUUGGCAUUUGGAGCUGAGCAAUUCUUUGUUGUACAGAAAUGUCCCAUACAUUGCAAGCUGUUUACUAUCCCAGGCCCCUGCUGACUAGCUGCCAGUAUUACGCCCAGUAAAAAUCAAAUGUAAAAAGCCUUUCCCCAUGUUCAAAUGCCCUCCUAGGAGGGCAGUUGCCCCUCCUGUGAAUACCACUGUCUACUGCAUUUUAGGGCAUUAAAAAUGCAGGAAAAGUGUCUGUCUCAAAACA